Arabis nemorensis is the source of this 180-nucleotide messenger RNA. NCBI's taxonomy places the organism in Eukaryota, Viridiplantae, Streptophyta, Magnoliopsida, Brassicales, Brassicaceae. The record is from the annotation of a GenBank genome assembly.
AUGAAUGCCCUAGUUUCUGACGCCGAGCUGCGCUUCCGGCUCGCCUCAUUGCUGGCAGAAGUGGAUGAUCUGUGGGCCCAGCUAGAGAGGGCGAACGAACGCUUGGGACGCAUAGAGAGGCACAAGCUGGAGUACAAGCAGAGGGUUCAGCGCCAUACUGAAGUGGGCAGGAGGGCAUAG